AAAAUGCUUGUCGCACUGGGGGACGCCAUUUUGUUAAAUCACGACUAAGUGACAAUAUUCUUUUUACUAUAAAAUGGUACAAUCAUUUUCAUUCGUUGUUUAUUAGCUAGUUUUUUUUAGAUAAAUUUAAUUUUCGUGUUAUUGAAAGAAAAAUAUCCCCAUCUGGUGGUUUCACAAGCUGCACAUGUCAAAGAUCAAACUGAUAUCUCUGAAACCAAAAUGGCGGAAGCGAGUAGUGUAGGAAGUAGUCCGAGCUCUGUUCAAAGCCUAGACACGAAAAUAACAAGAGACGACCUCGCUGACGGGCUUUUAGAUUUACUGAGGCCUGCUGUUUUAGAAGUAGAUGAUCAAGUUAAGCGAGUUAGAGAAAGUCAAGUGGAAUUACGACAACAAAUUGAUGGACUUGCUGAAGAAUUAAAAAAACUUUCGGAAGAGCAGCCGUUACCUGUGGAAUUAGAUGCCUAUGUCAAAAAAUUAAUGAACUCAAGAAGACGAAUAAUGGUCGUGAAUAACAUACUACAAAAUGCACAGGAACGUCUCGGUAAACUACAUUAUAAUGUAUCUAGAGAGACAGCUCGCAGGAAAGCGUUAUUAGAACCGCCCUCCGCAGGACCCAUCCAGUGAACAUAGACUCGCUUGCAGAAGAUCAAUAGUAAGUUACCAACAGCCGUAUCGCAAAAGAGGUCCGCAGUGCUUUCAUUGAAAGGAAUACCAGACACUAGAGAUUUUAUUCCAACUAUAGGUCCUUAUUCCAGCAUGUGACACCCCUAUUUUACAAUGGAGUCUUCUGAUGGGAUAAACUGUUUGACAUUAGGAAGCUAAAUAUUUAUUAUGAACUUAAAACUUUUGGAACAUUGAUCAACUUUGGGGUUAUUGAACCAUAUUUCUCAUUUUUGAGAAUACCGGGUACAUUGUUUUUCAUUGAGAAAACAGAAUCUUGCUUUUAAUAUAAAUUGAGACAUGGUAUAUAUAAACCAUUUUACGAGAGACAAAUGUUCCUGUCAGUCAGAGAAAAUCUUAACAUCUUGUAGUGGACAUUUCACUAGGGUUCUGUAGACCAGAAAGUCACAGUGACCUCCCCCAGCAGUAAACAACCUCACUCAGCUUGAUCUUGGAGGGAUUCCACUGUUGAUCACACAACAAUAACAACACACACUAAAAACGCAAAGGCUCAUGAAUAGACGCUUGUUUGUAAACACUAACACGCUAUGGCCAUCUGACGCAUGCGCAGAUGAGGACUCCCCUGCUUUAAUUUAGCUUCUCACUCAAUUCUAUGAAUUAUAAAAAUAAGUAGAAUAGUCAUAAAAGGCGGUGGUUGGAACGACUGUGUGCAUUUGAGUGCAUUUACAUUUUGUGUAAAUAAACACAACAUUUUGACCCAAA
Saccoglossus kowalevskii is the source of this 1383-nucleotide messenger RNA. RefSeq names its product SNARE-associated protein Snapin-like. Gene Ontology annotation, cellular component: BLOC-1 complex; synaptic vesicle; BORC complex. NCBI's taxonomy places the organism in Eukaryota, Metazoa, Hemichordata, Enteropneusta, Harrimaniidae. The record is from RefSeq and is a predicted model, not a curated record. Gene Ontology annotation, biological process: lysosome localization; endosome to lysosome transport; regulation of synaptic vesicle exocytosis. Gene Ontology annotation, molecular function: SNARE binding.